Molecule: messenger RNA, 4419 nt
Organism: Notodromas monacha
Lineage: Eukaryota; Metazoa; Arthropoda; Ostracoda; Podocopida; Cyprididae
Source: the annotation of a GenBank genome assembly
AGGAGUGACGACGAUGUGAUCAGCCAAAGUUGAUUCGUGCGUUAUCCACCGGAGACCGAAGAGGCGAUGACGGUCCAGUGUAACAGAUUCAUCGACUACUUCGUGAUAUGUGGUCUGGAUGGAAGCUCUGGAUUAGAAGUCGCACCUACCUUGGCCUCGGACGAUGAAGUGGUUCAAGAAAAUUCUCCUUUAGAACGCUCGUACAAGAGCAAAAUAUUGGGGCAUUAUCCAGAUACUGUGCCGUGGAAUCAAUUUGAUCCGGAAGCUGUAAGCACGCUGUGCAUGCCACAUGGGCUGGAGUUUCGCACUCAGAAACACAAGCUCGAUCCGUACUUUCACGGAUUCAUUGUUACCCGUGAAGAUGGAUCUCGCUAUUACGGCUUCGCUUUCACAUUUUACGAGGAAGUGAAGGAUUCUAAAAUCUGUACUGCGCUGCACACGCUUCAGUCAAUGCACAUCGCUGAAGCUUCACGCGGAACUAAGCCUUCACCGGGUGCAGAGAAGAAAUGUCCGCCUUAUCCUGCUCUCUUGGGAAACACGAAAUCUUUGCCGAGGCAUUUUCGUCUUUCGGAUUUGGCUGAUCCAGCUUCUAGCGAAACCAACAAAUACUACGACAUCGGCAAAGAUGAUUUGUUCUGCUUGAAAACCAUAGCUGUUAUUUCGCAGUAUCCCUUUCUUCAUCUGGCGAAAGAGUUGUUGUCUGGACUGUACCGACUUGUGAUGCGAGAUGUCACUGAUAAUCUGUGCAUAGAAGACUACGUUUACAACGCCUUGUAUGGAAUACCUUUGCCGAAUCCUGGUACAAGUGUUGGAGUGAGAUUGUGGGGUCCUGGAUCGCCAUUACUUUGCUUGCAACUCCCCGAUCUCGAUGAAUUACCAUUGCUGGAAUUCCCGUUUAGAAUUGUGUUCUCCCUCUUACCACCUCAGCCGCUUCUUCAACUUUUCGCCUGUGUUCUCCUGGAAAGUCAAGUUCUACUGUUUUCAAGGGAUUUCAAUCGAUUGUUCCUGAUAGCAGAAUGCAUAUCAGCAUUGCUUUUUCCAUUUUCUUGGGAGCACGUAUACGUUCCUAUUGUUCCUGCCUCUCUCAUGCAUUUUCUGGAUGCUCCAGUGCCUUAUAUCAUGGGCUUGCAGUGUUCGAAAAAAUCACGGCAAGGGUUGGAUUUCGGCCAGGCAAGUUUAUGCGUGGUGGAUAUCGACAAAGGGAAGGUAAAAGUUCCGGAGGAUACGCCGUGUUUUCCGAGGGACGACGAUCUUAUCAAGGAAAUCACUGUGGUGCUUGAGCAGUUUGGGCUUAAGGAGCCCUAUGACAAGAACCGCAACGAGAAGCUGAUUCGUCGUCAUUCGAGCCGUCGACGGAAAACCUCGUGGAGUAACGACAGCGACAGUGGAUUAUCCAGUGACCGUAGUCAUUCUCCUAUCAGCGCUCGUCAUCAGUCCUCGUCGGCCAGUGUUGCUUCCGUGUUGGCCAGUCCGCGGAACGCGAGGGGUUCUCGGAUUGCCGCUGGGUUACAGAAUCAGAGACGACGACAGCGACGGGCUGCUUCUGCUGAUGCCAAUGGCGAAGACGCGGAGGACGAUGACUGGAGUUACGGCGCGAAUGGCUUACCCCCGAGCGGUUCCAUUUUUCGGCAGACAGGAAUGUCGAAAAAAGGUCAGACGUCAUUUGAGUCAGGACCUGGAUGCGGUCCUGGGAACCCGACCACAUCCCAGUACAACAUCAGAGAUGCGCAGUACGCGUCGGAUAUUUUAUUGAAUAAUGGGGUACGCGAGGUUUUCUUGAACCGUUUCAUUCACAUGUUCGGUUCCUUUGAAAACUUCGUCAUCCUUCCGACUCAGGACCUGGAAAGCUGGUUGAACAAUAGAGAUUCCGUCCAGAAUUUCGACAAGUCCACCUAUUUGGGUGAUCAACCCGCGCAACAUUGGCCAUUUUUGUCGCGGUUUUUGGAGACGCAGAUGUUCACUUCGUUCGUAGAUGCCAAGAUUCUGAAACAUUUCGGCCAAUCCUCCCCGAGGGUUGACUUGUUCGAGCAACGCAUCCUUCGACUUCGUGCGGGAAGAAAUUCAUGCGAACAGAAUUUCGGCGAUGGAACAUAUUUGCCGUGCGAGUCCAUUCAAGAAACUCAGGAAGUCAUGGAACCGCGGCUAAAAAGCGCUGAUGUUCUCGCGUCCGCUCCUUCUUCCUGUCUCGUUCGUGGUUACUCUGCUCCAAUUCGUCAGGGCCCUCUGGCCCAUUUCCCUUUGCUGGAUCCACUCGUCAUGAACCAGCCAUUGUCGCCGAGAGCACUUCAAAAGCUUCGCUACCCAGGGACUAGGUCACGGCCUCGGUUGGAUAAGCCGAAUAUUCAGAGUCCCGACAUGGUGGCUUCGCGUAGGCUCUCUACGAUUAAUGAUGUCAGCAAAGCUGUACUUGCGGACAAGAACUGGACGUUUGUCGAGGAACUUCUGAAGGGCAUAUCCGCAUUAUGGUUUCAUUUACACAAUUUUCAACAAUUGGAGGAUCCGAUUCAGGGCAUUGAUCCGAACCAAUUAACGCCAGAGAAGUUGAUUGUUCCGUUGCGGCGUUAUCCUCGAUUAGCAUUUCCGCAAAUUUUGAUGCAAUUGAAGAGAGGAAAUGUUGGUCUUCUGGCCGACCAGCUGAGGAAUUUGGAUCUCACGACGUCUGGCCUGACCGAUUCGCUGAAAUCUGCAACUGGCACAUUAGCCCGUGGAGAUUUGGGAGCCAAUUUUCGCUCCAACAACACAGCCCGUUCGGUUUUCCCCGGACAACAGAUCUCUGGAAGAUCACCGAGCGUUCCUCCACCAAUGAACCGUUUGUCGCGUUUUGAGCGAAACGCGUCUGUGGAAAGAAGUGGAGGGUUUUCGAGAUCGCGUGGAACUUCGCCGGAUGUUUCAUCCGUGUCAAGCUUCCGGCCUAUGCCGAAGUCUGUCACAUUUGACAUGAGCCAUGUGCAAGCGAUGGAAGAGAUCAAAACCGAGGUCGGUUACGCCAGGGCUUGGGUGAGGCUAGCAUUGGAGAAGAAGCUUUUGUCGACGCAUCUGCGUUCCCUGCUCUCUAAUUAUGAUUUGCUUCGUACACAUUACAAGAGGUGUGCGUUCUUGAGGUGCGAUGACGAACGUGAGCAGUUUUUGUAUCAUCUGCUGUCUUUGAAUGCGGUGGAUUUCUUCUGUUUUACGAACACGUACACGAAGAUGGUGAUCUCUUAUCAGGUGAGUUACGAAGUGUUAGUUGUUCCUUCGAAAAAGCAAAGUUCUACCUCAGCGAACGUCUGGGUCAGUGUGACGGGAACUUUGGGCGAAACCAAGCCGAUCGAAUUGCCUCGUGGAUUAACUCAUGUCGUUUUCGAGCACAAGAAUCUCGGCGUCCUCUCCUCGCUCACCAUCGGGCAUGACAAUUCAGGAAUGUAUCCCAACUGGCACGUUGACCACGUGCUGGUUCGAAAUGAAGUGACAGGACACACCUACGUGUUCUCGUGCGGUCGCUGGUUGGGGAAAAAUGUGGAUGACGGUUCCACUGCGAGGCUUUUGGUCGGGGAACUGAUGAGAGCUGCCGUCGGUGAUGAAUUACAAAUGUCCAUGACGGGUAGCAUGUAUGGGUCCCUGACUGGCCUUAGUUCGAGCGCCAGCAUUUCGGAUAGCAUGUAUGCCCGGGCAUCGCCCGCGAAUUCAUCUCGACCUCAGUCUCCGGCUGUUUCCAGGCGAUUCACGGAUUCCCGGCUUGUGGAGGAUAUCCAAGAAAUGCUUCGUGAUGCGGUGAACGUUCUGGUGAAACAUUUCAACAAAAAAGAAGCAGAUCGCGGAAGCUUGACGCAGUUGUUAUGUGGAGACGGAGGCCUUGUGAUGGCGUUUGAACGGACACUUCUGUGUGGUUUCAAGUCAUCCAGAUUAUUCUCACGAAAUCUUUACUUGUGGGACUACCUUGUGCGUGUGCAAGCUCAUCAUGUUGCCAUCGCGCAAAGGGAUCGAGCGGAGGGUAAGAAGCAAACCGACGUGAUGCUUUACAAAUUGAUAAAGAGCUACUGCAUUCUGAUCGAUCGGAUCAACAAAGCUCCUCCAUUGGACGAAGAUCAGAAAUUCAGAAUUUCCUCUUCUUUGGGGAAAGAUGACAAAUUUCAACUCUUCGUGUGCAUCUCUGUUCGUGAUCAUUUACUGUCAUGGUUCCUUGAUCUUCUCGCCAAGGCGAGUCCUACGGCUCAGAUGUUCGAGGAUUGGUCAUUCCUUCGGACGCCGGAAUUACUCUCGUUCAUGAAAUGUGUGCUCGGCGCAUUGGAUGAAUUCAACAUGGUUUUGGAAACUUCGGUGUCGAAAGGGAUCUCAGCUUCCAUGUACAAGUGCUUCCAGACGUCCACGUCGGCGAGCUCGGGUAACCAGGGCAUUGACGGGCAACGUGGACGCGACCGCAGGAGAAUUGCCCAACGGUGA